AUGGCUGAGGCCGGGGCUGGCAAGCCGGCCCCCAGCUUGGAGGGUGAGCAAGGGGCGGAGGGCGACACCGUGCCUUCGGACGAGGGCUCCCUCAGUGACUCGGACUUGGACCUGAGCUGGCCCGGGGGUGCUGAGGUGGAAGCGCUGUCCCCAGAGGGGCUGCCGGGGGAGGCGCAGGAAGAUUCAGAGCCCGAUGAGCCCCCCGCGCUCCCCACGGGCCUCCCCCGCACCGCGGCACAGCCGUUCCAUCUGAGAGGCAUGAGCCCCACCUUCUCCCAGCGCAGCCAUGACAUCUUCGGCUGCCUGGAGGGGGUGGCCAGGCAGGCUCCCCGCUCUGGGGCCCGCACCAGCAUAAGUGACAAUGGGGACUUCAAGCGGCCACAGGCGCCCUCGAGUCAGCGCCCAGCAGAAGGCCUGGGCAGGGCCCACGGGAGCCCUGCGUCUCCGAGGGUGCCCCCCGUCCCGGACUAUGUGGCCCACCCUGAGCGCUGGACCAAGUACAGCUUGGAAGACGUGGCUGAGGCCAGCGAGCAGAGCAACCGGGCCGCCGCCCUGGCCUUCCUGGGCUCCCAGAGCCCGGCCACCCCCGCUGGCUAUGCACCCUCCUUCAACCAGGACCCCUCCAGCAGCGGGGAGGGGAGAGUCGUCUUCACCAAGCCGGCCCGAGGUGCCGAGGCCAGACCCGAGAGAAAGCGGGUCCUGAGGAAGGGGGCGGAGCCGGGCAGGGGUGCCUCCGGGAGCCCCAGCCCGGCCCGGGGUGAGGGCCCCGUGGAGCUCGCCCACCUGGCCGGGCCUGGGAGCCCAGAGGCUGAGGAGCAGGGCAGCCCCCGUGGGGACCUGCGGGAGGCGGAGCCUUCGGGGGCUGCCUGUGACGGGCCCGUGGCAGGCCUGGUGGAGACUGUUGGCUUCCACAGCAGCAAGAAGCGGAGUCGAGGCCACUUCCGGGACAAGGGCAGCAGCCCCGAGGGCCCGGGGGCUGAGAUCUGAGGCCUGAGGCGGCGGCCCGGCCUGACCACACUGGCCACUGCGGUUCUGCUGCCAGCCGGGCCACUCCCAGGCGGGGCUCCCUGUAGGUGGCACAGCAGCUCUGGCCAGGGCCCACGCGGGGUGUGGGCUGGGAUGCUGGAAUCUCGCUCCCUGGCUCUCUAGGUGCCGGUGAAUAAUAAAGGUGCUGGGUCCUCCUCCGCU
This is a messenger RNA of Carlito syrichta (Philippine tarsier), 1188 nucleotides long. It is a transcript of the gene TSSC4, whose product is annotated as tumor suppressing subtransferable candidate 4. The record is from RefSeq and is a predicted model, not a curated record. Bases 1 to 987 code for a protein of 328 amino acids. NCBI's taxonomy places the organism in Eukaryota, Metazoa, Chordata, Mammalia, Primates, Tarsiidae. The transcript has a single exon.